AUCAGUUUCAAUCCACAGAACCAAGCAUACACACCACAGUUCAAAAAUAAAACACCGACAAAAUGGCAGCUAAGAUGAUCAUUUUCGCAGCCUGCGUGGCCGCCGCACUCGCCGACUACUCCGCCCCGGCUUACCCAGCACACCACGCUUACGCCGCUGAACACUCAGCCCCGACCCCAUACAACUUCGAGUACAGCGUAAGCGACCCACACACUUAUGACGUCAAGAGCCAAUCCGAACACAGCGACGGACACGGAAACGUCAAGGGAUCGUACAGCCUUUUGGAAGCCGACGGUUCCACCCGUGUCGUCGAAUACACCGCCGAUGACCACAGCGGAUUCAACGCUGAAGUCAAGAAAAUUGAAGGACACGGACACGGUUACAGCGCACCCGCUUACAAAGCCGCCCCGGCUUACAAAUCCGCACCGGCUGCAUACGCCGGUCACUCUUACGCCGCCCCAGCUCACUCUUACGCUGCCCCUGCUGCAUACGCUGCACACUCUUACGCCGCCCCGGCUGCAUACGCUGGACACUCAUACGCCGCCCCAGCUGCAUACGCUGCACACUCUUACGCUGCCCCGGCUGCAUACGCUGGACACUCAUACGCCGCCCCAGCUGCAUACGCUGCACACUCUUACGCCGCCCCAGCUGCAUACGCUAGCCACUCAUACGCCGCCCCAGCUGCAUACGCUGCACACUCUUACGCCGCCCCAGCUGCAUACGCUAGCCACUCAUACGCCGCCCCUGCUGCAUACGCUGGACACUCGUACGCUGCCCCAGCUCACUCUUACGCUGCCCCAGCCGCAUACGCCGCACACUCUUACUCCGCCCCGGCUUACAAACCAGUUGCAUACAAGGCAUACUAAUAAUUUUCGUUUCAACAACUCAACAAAUUCAAUUUUUACAAUGAGCUGCAUUUUUUGUCAUAGAAAUCAGCUUUUUUGUUAUUCGAACAACUGAUCAUGUAUAAUUUAUUCAAUCGAUAAAUAUAUAAUAAAACAUUUGAAUUCUAA
This is a messenger RNA of Acyrthosiphon pisum (pea aphid), 1013 nucleotides long. RefSeq names its product cuticular protein 23 (gene cp23). Lineage: Eukaryota; Metazoa; Arthropoda; Insecta; Hemiptera; Aphididae. The record is from RefSeq and is marked provisional. Gene Ontology annotation, cellular component: extracellular matrix.